Pelecanus crispus (Dalmatian pelican) is the source of this 1379-nucleotide messenger RNA. The record is from RefSeq and is a predicted model, not a curated record. Lineage: Eukaryota; Metazoa; Chordata; Aves; Pelecaniformes; Pelecanidae.
CAGAAGACAGCAUAAUCCAUAUUAAGCAAGAGGAAGAGUUGUGUGCUGCAGAUCAGCAGGAGGGGGAGGCUGGAGAAGCUCCUGAAGAGUCCUGCCCGGCAGAGCAAGCGUUUUAUGAGCCUGAGGCUUCAAGUCAGGCCAGGAAAGGCAGGGAGGCGUAUGCCAGGGAGCUGCCAGGCGCAGAGGGCGAGGACCUCCCAAGAGACCCUGACACAGGAUUUCAGACUUACGCAACUGAUGUUUUAUCAUGGAUUAAACAAGAGGAGGAGCCACGCUGCCCUGAACGACAAGACUUGGAGAAAGAAGAAAUCUCUACAGAUCCAAGUACAGUGCAUGAUGAAAACACAAAGAGGGACACUCCAGCAGAUUGCUUUGAAAGCACAGUGUGCGACUCCGAGAUACCAGGAAGACCUGGAGAGAAGUUUUCCAAGGAUCCUAGCCCCGGAGUGACAUGGGACAGUCAGUGGAAUUCAGAAAUGAUGGAAACAAACACCACUGGGAGUGGCCUUGGGGGUGACACUCGGUACGACCGAGGGUUCGGUGAGCACUUAGAUUUCUUUAGCACUCAGGAGGAAAACAGUGUCGGAAAGAGACCAUGCACAUACAACAAAUGUGAGAGAACCUCCAGCCAGCAGGAACAUCUGCAGACUCCCGAGGGAGCCGGAGAAGGGGAGAUGUUUCCAGGCCCCACGUGUGAGAAGAGCCUCAGCGAAAAGGUGUUCCAUCUGCUGCACUCGCAGCCGUGUGCUCCAGGUGAGAAAGGAAUCGGGCAGGGGGCCGCUCCUGCCUCCUGCGAGGGGCUGCCCGCGGGGCUGCAGCUGGUGGCCCGCACCGAGCGCGGACAAAACCCUGCGGGCGGAACCAGGCUUCGUGACCACGACGGCCUCGGCGGAGAGGAGCAGGCGUCUGCGGAAAGCGAGGAGAACUUCCCCACGGAAAACCCGUUAGCCAGCCCCUGCUGGGAUCACCCGCAGGACAAGUCGGAGGCCUGCAGCAGGUGCAGGCAGCACUCGGCGCCCAGGGGCAGCCCGGCAAGCCAGCAGCAGAGCCAGGGCAGGGGCAAGUCCUACAUUUGCAGCGACUGUGGGAAAAGCUUCGUUUGCCAUUCGUGGCUCGUUAGACACCAGAUGACUCACACGGGGGAGAGGCCCUACAAGUGCUCCGAGUGUGACAAAAGCUACAGGAGAAAGGAUUACCUUCUAAACCACCAGCGCCGGCACUCGGGAGAGGGUCUCUUCCAGUGCCCCCUCUGCAGGAAAAGGUUUGUGCUCAGGAGGAGUUUCAUGAAGCAUCAGGAAAGUCACAUGCAAGAAACACAUCUGACGUUGGCAGGUUGGCCCUGCACAGAGAUCAGGGGGUCUGUAAUGCACUCCAUAUAG